CUGAGAGGCCCCAGUGCAGGAAAGACCCUUAAGCUGCAGAUGUUUGGCAGCUGCAGGCAGAGGAAGUGCCUGAGAAGGAGGGGUGAGCAUUGCUCGGCUGCGGAAGGCACAGCAAGGGAGACUGGAGCAACCGGAGGCCUUGGGGUUACAGCAUGCCUCUCCCACCACCCCCUUCCUCGCCGCCACCCCCUUGCCCAGCAUCUCGAGAGUCUCUGAGUUGCAACAGGGACUUUCUGCAAAGUUUGUUGGGAGGGCUGCGCAUUGCACAGCUGCUGUCUGGUGCUAUCUGCUGGGUGACUUUAGCAGCACACAAGUAUGAAGGCGCUACCUACUUUGCAGUCUUUGCGGCUGUUCUGGUAUGGCUGCUAACCUUGGUGAUCUUUGGGCUCAGCCUGUUGGGCCGCUGGUCUCUCGUGCCGGUGUUGGGAACCCGGUGGCUCUUGACAAACAUUGUGCAUGACCUGUUCUUUGGAGUCAUCCUCUUUACAGCCGCUGCAGGUAUCAUGGGGCAUAAGGCCCAGUGGUUCAGCUAUUGCAACCUGCCACACUAUCCUCAUCCUUGCAGUUAUGGUGCCUAUGUGACUGCGGCUGUCUUUGCUGGCAUCGCUGCCUUCCUAUACCUGCUUUCAGGAUUCUACUGCUUGGCACGGCGUUUUCAGGGACACCAGGAUAUCAACUAAGAGAUGUGAAAGAAAGAUGAAGAGAGAUGGACAGGCCCUCUUCAGCCAGCCAGACAAGUCUCACACGUGUCACCUUCAAGAUGAACAUGUUUUAUUUGACCAAAGAUUUCAACGGUUACAUCCCAUUUCAUCAGAUGGAAUGAGAUGUAGUCCACAGACUGCUUACUGUUCAAGACCCAUCAUUAUCUUCCUGGUGGACAAACAACACCUCUUCUUGGUUGCUCUUGCACUGAUGUUGCCUAUAGACAAUCUGACUCUCUUCAUCAAUGGAUGAAUAAUAGUUCCUUUCAGCAUGCAGAAGCAACAAAUGGUCUGUACUUUGGUCUUCUUUAUUUUUUUAUUUUUCCUUCCGUUUGCACUGGAAGCCUGGAAAUAUUUGACCUGAGCUGGGAUUCCAACAUAUGCGAAUACUGGAGAAAGUCAUCCAGUGUUAUUUACAGCCCUUACAAGAACAGAUUUAAUUUAGUUGGUAGUCCUUGUUCGUGUUUUUAUAGCAUCUACAUAGGGUCUAAUUCACUUCUGUUCACUCAAUUCAAUUCAUGCUCAGUAAUCUUGAGUAUGCUUUAGGGUUCCUCAUUGGAUUUAUUGUUGAUAUUUUAAAAUUGAACUACAAUGUCUGUUAUUCCCAACAAACAUUAAUGUGUUGUGGGGAUUCUGGGAAGUAUCGGCCAAAAUAACAUUUCCAAAGUCACUUAAAUAUUAUUUCUUUCUACUUCAGCUCUUACAAACAAAAGUUUUAAUGUCAUUCCCAAAGGCUUCUGUUACUUUAUUUUUAUUUUGUUCAAUGGCACUUGAUAAGAUAUUUAUGACUUAUGGUUUCUUUUUAAACUUACACAUGUAUAUAAACCUGAUAUGAAUAUUUUAGCUUUUAUAGCAUAGCAUUACUCUAGUUACCAGCUUUUUUUUUUAAAUUUCUAUGAAUAGAGGUAUAAAAGCUCAUGCCUGAUGCAAACCUGAACUCUCAGAAGCUUCAAAUUUAAUUUGUGGAAUUAAAAUAAUAAUAAAUUUAUUUCUUACCUUCCUCUACUCAUGGAAUAAGAAA
Anolis sagrei ordinatus is the source of this 1722-nucleotide messenger RNA. RefSeq names its product MARVEL domain containing 1 (gene MARVELD1). Gene Ontology annotation, cellular component: membrane. Gene Ontology annotation, biological process: myelination. NCBI's taxonomy places the organism in Eukaryota, Metazoa, Chordata, Lepidosauria, Squamata, Anolidae. The record is from RefSeq and is a predicted model, not a curated record. Gene Ontology annotation, molecular function: structural constituent of myelin sheath.